AUGAUUGUAAUUCUGCUGAUGAAUAUGUUGAUGGUAUUAUACAGUGGCGGCCAAGAAUCGGAGCCCCCAGCCCUUCCACCAGAGCUUCCACUUGCACCUGAAAGAAAUCUGAACAAUAUCACGUUCUUCAAUGGGGUCUUUCAAAAUGUGGACAGCGUUGCAUUGUUUUUUGACUGCCUGGGUUCUCACUUCACUUGGCUACAGUCCAUAUUCACUAACUUCCCUGCACUGCUCCAUUUCGUGAACAAAAUGAGGUGUGUAACUGGACUUUGCCCCAGGGAUUUCGAAGACUACGGCUGCUCUUGCCGGUUCGAGAUGGAAGGGCUUCCUGUGGAUGAAGUGGACAGCUGCUGUUUCCAGCACCGCAAAUGCUAUGAAGAAGCCGUGGAGCUGGAGUGCUCAUGGGACCCUGCCAAGAUAUCUAUGGACAUCAGCUGUCUUACGAAAAACAUUACCUGUGAGUCUGGGGAUCCUUGUGAACGGCUUCUCUGCAAUUGUGACAAAGCGGCUAUUGAGUGUUUUGUCCAUUCACACAUUAACUCUUCCUUGAACGGCCUGGAUGUCUCCUUCUGUCCAGGUCAGGUUACAGAAACAACUAGCAAGAAAGGAUUGACAACACUUCAUAUGGAGGAGCUUCUUUACCACCGGGGUGAUAAACCACUGCUGACAACUACUUCCAUGACAGAAGGAAUUCCACCUGCAGCCAGCAAUACCAGCUUGAACCCCCCCACUUCUGAGUUUACUCCCAGAGAGCUCAGCAGUGCACGGGGGAGAACGCCCAAAGCAGAAUUUAUCGCAAGAGAUCACGAAGGCAUAUCUGCGUCCUUUGUGGAUCCCACACUAACAGUAACUACAGUGAAGAUCACAGCCACACCAGCAGCUGCAACUGAAAUUCAGAGGGGGCAGGAAGGCGAUUUAAUUGUAAGCGUACCUUCAGGAGUUACAGAGGAUGCUUUCCCGACGGAAGGGCCAACCACAGCCACAGCCGGUAUUAACUCAACAGGGCCAGACGUGAUACCCACUGAAAACGAUCCCACCACGACAACAGAACAAGAGACGAGCUUUAAGAUAGGAGAAGCGAGCACAGCUUCCUCUGCGAUAUCCCCAGAAGUGACACUCGCUGAGAGGGGGCCUGAUGAAGCUGUCAGACAAGUCUGUGACAGAUUCACCUUUCUGCAAAUGAGAGGGAACGGAAAGGUGAAGCGGGAGCUGCCUCGGCUAGGAGAAAUGCUGUUUUGCUUGACUGAUCGAUGCCCACAGGAAUUUGAAUCUUAUGGCUGCUACUGUGGCCAAGAAGGAAGAGGUUAUCCUACAGAUGUACUGGACAGGUGCUGUUUCUCCCAUCAAUGCUGUAUGGAACAAGUUAAAAAACUUGGGUGCCAGCCAGAGGGAAGUUUGAGAUCUGAAGUUGUAUGUUUAGAUCAUAAACCGAAGUGCAUUGGCUGGAGCAUGUGCGAGAAGCUCCUGUGUACCUGUGAUAAGACAGCGGCUGAGUGUAUGGCUGCCGCCUCUUUCAAUGAAAGCUUGAGGUUCCUAACCAGGCAAGCCUGCCAAGAGAACAAAGCCUCAUGUCGGAGUGGAAUAGCUGAGAGGCCUGCAGGUGACACUGGAAUAGGCACCAGAACCUCCAGCUCGGAGGAGAGCAGUGAGGAGGCAGGUCCGUGGAGGAGUGCUUUAAGAAGAAUAAAGAGAGCUGCACGACAUCCCCGGGGAAAAGCCAGAGCCACACCACAAGAGAGAUAG
This is a messenger RNA of Emys orbicularis (European pond turtle), 1743 nucleotides long. It is a transcript of the gene OC90, whose product is annotated as otoconin 90. The record is from RefSeq and is a predicted model, not a curated record. Gene Ontology annotation, molecular function: calcium ion binding; phospholipid binding. Gene Ontology annotation, cellular component: extracellular matrix. The transcript has 17 exons. Lineage: Eukaryota; Metazoa; Chordata; Testudines; Emydidae. The coding region runs from base 1 to 1743 and encodes 580 amino acids. Gene Ontology annotation, biological process: arachidonate secretion; phospholipid metabolic process; lipid catabolic process.